AUGGGAAGAGCUGACAAGCUAGCACGGCUCAGGGAAGCCCGAGCUGCAGGUUCUAGUCGCCAAGUGGUUGAAGAGUCUGACAAUGACUCCCAAGUUGACAUCUACGAAGAGGUUGAUGAGGAUGAAUACAGAAAGCACAAGAGGGACCAAUUAUUGCAAGAUGACUUUAUCGUGGACGAUAACGGUGAAGGAUAUGUUGAAACUGGAGCUGACGAAUGGGACAAUCGCAACGAGUACGUUUCAGAAGACGAUGAUGCAGACACCAGUACUAGCAAGAAGGAAAAGAAGAAGCCCAAAGUUAGAAAGACAGCCUCCAUCAAUUCUUUCUUCAAACCUGAUACAACAGACAAAAAGCCAAAAAAGGUUUUAGACAAAGGUCUAGUUGAUGAUAUUUUGGAUUCGUUUGAAGUCAGUGCCAGCUCUUCGAAGAAGGUGUCUACCCCAUUUGGAUCCCUGUCCAGAAAGGAUCCAUUUUCUUCUGUGAGAAAACCUGGUUCAUCGCCCUUUGGCUCCAGCCCCUCGUUCACAUCCAAGGCUAAUCUGGUGAAAUCUCGCCUUGCUCUUGCAGACGAUGACGAGGAAGAUGAUGACUUGGGAUCUGCUUCCAAGAGGCAGAAACUCAGCAGUGAUAUCGAUGAACCACCUACGAAUGACUCCAUCGAUUAUUCCAUAUCCUCUCCCAGUAAACCACAAGAGAGUGCAGCCGAUAUAUCGUCUCCUAUUAAGCGGGUCAAGGCUGAGGAAUCAGAUUCUGACGAGGAAGUGGUGGUCUCCAGGAAAAGCAGAAUCGUGACCUCUAAGAUUACAAAAGAGGUUAAUCUUACUGCCACCAAGGAGGUGAAACCAAAGGUAGAGGCUUCGUCUUCUCCUUUUAGAAGCGCCAACAGCUCUUACACCAUGUCAUCUUCGCCUGCGAAGAGUGAUUCUAAGUUGGAGGCAGACGCGUUUGGCGAUGGCUCUAGUCUCAAGAUGUUCUGGUUGGAUUACGCCGAGGUUGAUGGUUCCUUAUUACUUUUUGGAAAGGCUGAAACUUCUUCAGGAGAGCUUGCUUCUUGUAUGGUUCAAGUGAAUGGCAUGUACAGAGAACUUUAUUUCUUGCCCAGAAAGUUUAGAAGAGUCUCGGAUGACGACGAAGGUUCUGAUGAAGAGGAAACCGAAGACGUCCCUGUGACUCCUCAAGAUGUUGCCGAUGAAAUUACCCCUUUACUGUUGCAGAAGUACGGUAUUUCUCAGUUGAAGUACAAGGCCGAACACAUGAAGUACGCCUUUGAGCUGCCAGGGGUCCCAGCUGAAGCUGACUACCUCAAACUUUUGCUCCCAUAUAAGACUCCUGGAUCAUCUGGAGAACAGAUCCCCGCAGAUCUAGAAGGAGACACUUUUAACCAUGUUUUUGGUGGCAACUCCAGCCUUUUCGAGAACUUUGUGGUUCAAAGAAACGUUAUGGGCCCAUGUUGGUUGGAGAUCAAAAACCCAGAGUUUGAUUCUAUCAGAAAUACAUCUCACUGUAAGGUUGAAGUGGCAGUGUCAGCCGCUAAUAAGAUCACUCCCCUGUCUUCUCAACCUGCUCCACCGAACCUGACUCUAAUGGGUCUUUCUACUCAAUCUGUGCUCAAUCCCAAGACGAACAAACAGGAACUGGUGUCGAUCUCUCUCGCGACCUUUAACAGCGUCCCGCAAGACAUACCCUAUGAUAAUGCUCCUGAUAGUGUGAUCACCCUGGUUCGACCAGUGGGUGCAAGUACUUUUCCUCCAGGUUUGACGCAAACGGCUCAAAAGGACGAUUUUGUACUACGGACCUUCCCCAACGAAAAAACUAUGCUCAACUACUUCUGCGCCCUCGUCACCAGAGCAGAUCCUGAUGUGUUUGUUGGUCACAGGUUGGAGAACAUAUCUCUCGACUUGCUGGUGCAUAGAUUGCACGAACACAAAAUCACGACCUGGAGUGCGCUAGGGCGUCGUAGUAGAAAGGCAUGGCCCGACAGAUUCGGUCGCAUUGGAGGGUCUGGCAAUAACGCCUUCUUGAUUCGUGAGGUAUUCCAUGGUAGAUUGUUGUGUGACAUCGCGAAUGAAAUGGGACAAUCUCUUACAGGAAAAUGUCAAUCCUGGGAUUUACCUGAGAUGUUCCAAGUUGUCUGUAGGAAGAAGCAUACUGCUCUUGAGAUCAACUACAGCAAGCCUCAGUACUCAGAGAGUGCCGAUGUGUUUCUUUCGGCCUUGAAGGAGAAUGCUGCCAAUGUUCUGAUAACCACUGAGGUGGCUUUUAGAAUGCAAAUCUUGUCGCUAUCGAAACAGUUGACAAAUUUGGCUGGUAACGCGUGGGCUGCAACUUUAGGUGGAACCAGAGCAGGUCGUAAUGAGUUCAUUUUGCUCCACGAGUUUUCCCGGAAAGGAUAUAUUGUUCCUGACAAAGAAUUCAAAAAGCAGAGACCUCAGGCACCAGUCAAUGCUGACGCAGAAGAUGACGAGGCUCACCAGACCACAAACAAAAAGGCCCGGUUCCAGGGUGGUCUGGUGUUCGAGCCCGAGAAGGGUCUUCACACUAACUACGUACUGGUGAUGGACUUCAACUCUCUAUAUCCAAGCAUCAUCCAGGAAUUUAACAUCUGCUUCACAACAGUUGCAAGAUCUAAGGAAGAUGAGGAUGUUUUGCCAGAGGUUCCAGAAGAGUCAACGGACCAAGGUGUUCUCCCUAGACUGUUGGCUGCUUUAGUGAACAGGAGAAGAGAGGUGAAGAAGCUUCUUAAAGAUCCAAGAGCCACGGCUGUGGAAAAAGCUCAAUAUGACAUCAAACAACAGGCGUUGAAGCUGACUGCCAAUUCCAUGUACGGUUGUCUGGGUUAUGUGAACUCAAGAUUCUACGCAAAGCCUCUAGCAAUGCUGGUUACUAACAAAGGAAGAGAGAUUUUGAUGAACACGAGACAACUGGCCGAAGGUCUGGGGCUUCGUGUGGUAUAUGGUGACACUGAUUCUGUCAUGAUUGACACUGGGUGCAAGUCUUACAAGGAAGCCGUGGAAAUUGGCGAAGACUUCAAGAUCAAGGUCAACGAAAGGUACAGACUUCUCGAGAUUGAUAUCGACAACAUCUUCAAGAAGCUCUUGCUGCACGCUAAGAAGAAGUAUGCUGCUCUCAAUGCUGUGAUGGUGGGGGACCAAGAGAAAGUGGCUUUAGAAGUUAAGGGUUUGGACAUGAAACGGAGAGAGUACUGUGAACUUUCUAAGGAGAUCUCUACUCAUGUUUUGAACAAGAUCCUCGGAGAUCAGGACUCAGAGACUGCUCUGAACGAGGUGUACAGCUAUCUGUCUGACAUGGCCACUAAGAUCAAGGAGCACACCAUAACAACAACAAAAUUCACGAUCAACAACCGUCUCAGCAAGGACCCUACUCUGUACAACAGUGCUGCAGACUCGCUGCCUCAUGUCCAAGUUGCGCUGAGGCUCAAGAAACAGGGCAAAGUUGUCAAGUCUGGUACCGUGUUGUCUUUCAUCAUAGUUGAACCCAAAGACGAUGAGGAAGCCAAGCUAUCACCAGCCGCAAGAGCCAGACCUCUCGCGGAGGUUCUGUCCAAGAACUCCGGUCUUGUUCCAGAUGCUUCCUAUUACCUUGAAAAGCAAAUUUUUGCACCGGUGGAAAGAAUCUUGGAGCGUAUCGAAGGAAACGAUCUGGUGAGAUUGGCCUCGACACUGGGACUGGACAGUCGUAGGUACGAGGCCAGAGCAAGAGCUAGCACUUCCACUGCCAAUAAUGCUUUGCAGCCGUUUGAGUCUUUGAUUCCUGACGAAGAGAGAUUCAGAUCUUGCCAAUUCCUGAAGAUCCAGUGUUCGUGCGGCUCCAGCUUCCCGUUCGGUGGUCUUCUAGCUUCGAACGACUACCAGGUGGUUUUUGCAGGUAUCAAAUGUAACAAGUGCUCGCAGGUGUUGCCGAGAUUGCGGAUCACUUCUCAGUUGGAGAGGAUCAUUCGCGCACAUAUAUCUAUGUACUACACCGCCUGGUUGGUCUGUGACGACCAGACAUGUGGAAACGAGACCAGACAGAUCUCCGUUUACGGAAGAAAGUGUGUCAGUGGUACGGGAAGAGGCAAAGGAUGUACGGGUAUCAUGAGAUAUAAAUACUCUGACAAAGAUCUCUACAACCAACUGCUAUAUUUCGAAUCCAUCUUCGAUGUGGAGAAGGCCAAAAAGAAUCAGUUGAAGCCUCUAAGCACCGGAGAGGCCGAUGUGGAAAACCGUCCUAGACAAAUCGGACAGAGCGAAUUGGCAGCUCUAGCCGAGCAGAAUGUCGAACUUUUCGGGACUUGUCGCAACGUUGUGGAUAAGUAUCUCAAUGAGUGUGGAAGACGUUACGUUGAUAUGGGCUCGUUCUUCAAGUUUAUGGCACAGCCUUGA
Kuraishia capsulata CBS 1993 is the source of this 4383-nucleotide messenger RNA. RefSeq lists its product as uncharacterized. The record is from RefSeq and is a predicted model, not a curated record. Gene Ontology annotation, biological process: lagging strand elongation; leading strand elongation; mitotic DNA replication initiation. Gene Ontology annotation, cellular component: alpha DNA polymerase:primase complex. The transcript has a single exon. NCBI's taxonomy places the organism in Eukaryota, Fungi, Ascomycota, Pichiomycetes, Pichiales, Pichiaceae. Bases 1 to 4383 code for a protein of 1460 amino acids. Gene Ontology annotation, molecular function: purine nucleotide binding; chromatin binding; DNA-directed DNA polymerase activity.